Messenger RNA from Echinostoma caproni, 3060 nucleotides. NCBI's taxonomy places the organism in Eukaryota, Metazoa, Platyhelminthes, Trematoda, Plagiorchiida, Echinostomatidae. The record is from the annotation of a GenBank genome assembly.
ACUACAGAACUGGAGCGUGAUGUCCGAGAGUUGCUACAACAGCUAAAAUCGUCCACUGGUCGAAACUCUCCGAUCAAACCGUUGAUGUUUAUGAAACCGAUUGAGGUGUCCGAACCGGUGGAAUCCGUUGACAAAGCUGUGAUCGAGGACGAGAAACCGCCUAAACCGGACUGGUCGGCAGUAAUGAUUGAAGAGCAUAGACGUGAUAUGGAGUUGUUGCGAAACAUGUUCGAGAAAGAAUUACGAGCACUUCAAGUUCAACACGCCGCAACACAGGAGGAAUUGGCACAGCUGAAAAUUAAACGAGCUGCUUCUAAUUUGGGUGAACUCGUGGACGAUGUGCCCAAAUCUCCAUCGGACAAAAAAACUGAAUCGGCCGCGCUCCCCGUCACAAUUCGAGAAAUGUCACCAGUUAAAGAGGGAUCCAGUACAAACCAUCCCAGUCCGAAUCGCUCGGAACGGUUAACACCAAAACCCGUGAGCUCCAACAUUAGCAUGGGCAUUGUCGAAAUCGGUCAUUCAACCGGACAGACACAGGAUGCGGUUGACCACUCGGUGCAAACACACCAGGAAGGCGCACACCGUCACGUCUCACUUUUGGAUUGUCAUGGUAGUCAUCAUUGGCCAGAGAACAGUGUUGUUGGCUUGCCCGUUAGUCACAGACGAACGCGGAAUCAUUCACUCGAACCGCCUGUUCGAAGGCACAGUUUUGAAGACGGGGAGGAUGAGGAUGAUAAUGCAGAAAGUGAUAUCACCUAUCCAGCGGAUCCCAGACCGAGAGGGAUACAUUCACACACUCAUUACACUAGAGCACAACGAGGCUGGCGACCGAAAUUUACAGAUGGUGAUAUCAUGAAUGGACAGUUCCAUGGUGAGUAUGCUCCCGGUGAAAGGAAGCGAAGAAGAUAUCGUCGAAAACGUGUACGAUCCGCGGCAAUCCAAGUAGGGUUUGGUCGACGUCAAAGCCCUCAAAAAGCAAAUAUUGCUUUGGCCAGCUUGAGUGGAGAUGAACCGGUAUUUUUAAAAGUCCGCCGACCUCAAUCACGCUCUGGAUCAUCCACAUCUUUGCAGAACUCUAGAUCACCAGGAGGACGAAGAACAAGGGCCGCUUCUUUGGAUGGGAGAUCGCGGGAAAUAGUCAUUGUGCGCACAGAGGAUGAAGACGGGUCUGACGAACAACGACGACGCCCGUUUGACACUGGGAGUGAACGUUCGAGUAUGCGAAGUGUCCAUCUUAUGCCUACACCCACCGUAAUUCGUCCCCGAUCUGCGAUGCCAAGGGAACGUAUCAUUAAUGUGGGAUCUUCCGUUCGGUCAAGUGUGCCGGAAUCCAAUAUUUCUCCGAGUAGGCGAGCUGUUCCCGUUUAUGAUGAACCUACAUUAAGCGGUUCCAAGGCCAGUAUGCGCUCUGAAAUUCGGUCGAUCAGCGAACAUGUGUCCAAACAUUCAAGGGCAUCACCGGCACCUGUGAACACUGCGACGCGUUCCGAAUUGCGGACUGAUGGCUCAAAACGACGCUCUUCUCAAUCGCCUUUACGAGCCAGCACGAAUCGAGUAGCGGAAACGGAGGAUACGGCUGACGAAUCGGAUAAUCAAAUGGUAUCUCGGGGUAUGGAGAGAGCGUUGACCGCUUCAGGAACACCCAGUCCGGCACAAAGUGUCAAUUUAAGUACAAACGUGUUACGCUAUAGUCGACUGCUGGAUCAAUUACGAGCGGAUCCGGACACAUUGAGAGGUUUGCGACAUGAAGUGGAACAACUGUUGAUCGAACAGCUGUCAGAACGGGGUAUCCAAUCUGGUCAGACUCGACUGACCACGACCGAGCUAAACGAUCGUCUGAUCGUGUUACGUCGUGAACGGGAAAAUUUGGCCAGAAAACAUGUGAACUUUUUUGAAAUACGAGAGGCAUUGGCUCAACACGUAGACCGAUUGGCAAAUGCGAUGCUUCACGGGAAACACAUGCAACGUACCAGUUCCACCGAUCUUCGACCUGUCUCGUCCCGAACGCAACGUGCCUCGGUCAUUGCCCGAUCCGGUUUGCCACCGCCGGCCAUGCACAGUCCAAGUGGUAUGCGUCGGGGUGGAACGCUCCCGGCUCCAACCAGCCGCCGAGUGGAUAUCACUUCGGGAUUGGGCAGUUCAAUGCCAAUCUUGAACCAACAUGAGACAAACUCAAAGGUGGGCAAAUUGUACGUCUCCUCCGCGACCAAUUUGAAUGCUCCAAGAUCUUACCUCCAACGUUCAAGUCCUCACUUGCAAUUCGAAGAGACUGUUCCUGAAGAACUGCCUUCGGCUCGAUCCGCACUAAGCACAGGCUCACCACGCCAAAGAUCCGCAUUGGGAACACCUCCUGGUCAUGGCCAUGGCCAAAUCACGUCAAAUGUGGAAACACCACCGCCCCGAAAGACACGCGGUUCCCCGCAACGGUCCCGUUCAAGUGCAUCACCGUAUAAGACACCGGAAAAGUCGUCCGUACUGAAGUCACCUUCAAUUCAGCUCAGUCACGAUCAACGUGUGCUCACAUUCAAUCGACCAGAGGCAUCCAAUACGGCUGUGGCACCUACCAGUUCCGAGGAAUGGGAUUCAGAACCGGACGAAUCGCCGAUCAACGCUACUCGAGCUCCUCUACCCCUCAAGCUUCUAGUGGCAGCUUGUCCGGAUCAGACGCUUUAUGAUGAAGAUAUAUGCAGUGUUUCUUCCAUAAACGGUGGCGUGGCAGAAGAUACCAGUUUGUCCCUGUUCCCAGCCUCGUUGAACAAACGUGGAUCCAAAUCCAGUGCACCAAGAGUUAGUCGUUCGUUAGAUCCAAAUGUGGCCGCCGCUCGGGCACAGGCUGCUGCACUGGGACCACGACCGGGUACGCGAUUCGGUUCGUCUGUACGAAAUUCGGACACUGUCGUCGGCACAGCACCGGUCUCUAUUUGCAGCCCGGAUAUGACACCCACAUUGGCUACCAGUUUGUGGGGUACGAAUUCCAAAGGUGAUUUGAUUUGUGUUCUGACCGAGUUCGAUCGCCUAUCUCAAAUUUUGCUUCUGAUAUUUCGUUCCGUGUUUGUCUAA